Molecule: messenger RNA, 746 nt
Organism: Asparagus officinalis (garden asparagus)
Lineage: Eukaryota; Viridiplantae; Streptophyta; Magnoliopsida; Asparagales; Asparagaceae
Product: protein ALP1-like
Exons: 2
Coding region: 25-627 (200 amino acids)
Source: RefSeq, a predicted model, not a curated record
CCAAAUAAACGAUUCACAUAUGUGAUGGCUGGUUGGGAGGGAGCUGCAAAUGACUUCACAAUUCUUAAGGAUGCACUAUCCUUGCCCCCACCAAAUGGUUUGAGAGUCUACGAAGGAAAAUAUUAUUUGUGUGAUGCUGGAUACCCAACCAUGCCGGGAUUCAUUGCUCCUUAUCGUGGUGUACGAUAUCACUUGAAAGAACAUAGUGGAAGAGUUCCUAACAAUCGUCGAGAGUUAUUCAAUCUUCGGCAUUCAUCACUUCGUAGUAAGAUAGAAUGCACAUUUGGAAUCUUAAAAAGUCGAUUCAAGUUUCUUUCUGCCAAACCUCAUCAUCCUUUCCCAAGUCAAGUAAACAUCGUAAUUGCAUGUACUAUUUUACAUAAUUAUAUUGCUAUUAUUGAUCCGAAUGAUAAGUUCUUGAAUGAGUUUAUGCAUGUAAAUGAGGAGGAUGGAGAUAUCUUGAAUGAAGAUGCAUCCAUUACUGAUUUUACACAACAAAUGACUCAACGAGAACAACUUGAUACGCGGGAAGAGUGGAAGUCACGGCGAGAUCAAAUUGCAUAUGAAAUGUGGAUUGAAUAUUGUAAUCGACAUCGUAAAGGAGUCACGUAUGAGAUACCUUUUUGAGAUUUAUAUGUAAUGUUUGUAAUGUGCUAUGUUAUGGAAUUUAAACUUUGUUAUGAUUUGUAGGAUUUGAACAUUUCAACAUGUAUGCAAUGUGGUAUGUAGUGUUGCUUUAUGUAGAA